GUCUGCCCUGCUGUCCUCUUUACAAUGACAACCUUGUAAGAACUAUGGACGGUCAAAUAUCAAAAGGAAUUGUGAUAUACAUAGCAACAGGCCUCCUUCUAUUGCAAACUUGUGGAGCUUUGGAUUGCCUGAACUGUAAAGGAAUUCCUUUCCCAGCGGAUUGCAACAGACGGGUGACAUGCACUGCCAAUGAGGACUGCAACAUUGAACAGUAUGUGACGCCAAAUGGAAACUUACUUUAUAAUGUCGGCUGUCGGUCGAAACAGCUCUGUGCUGCAGUAGGAAAACGCAGCACUCAAACGUCAAUUGUCCAACGAUUUAUCGAUAUCAUCUCAUCGUCACUGCGUUUCUUCACGAGGAGCGAAGAUGACGUCACAUCCGAGGUCACAGCUGACCAAUCAGAUUCUCAGGAUGUAAUCACGUGUGCCGAAUGCUGCUCCGGAAAAAGCUACUGUAAUAGAAAUGGAUGCGGUGCCGUUGCAAGCGCACACCCGGACCAGCAAUAUUGUUCACAGUGUGAAAUCGCACUGUUUGCUGACCAAUGUGAAACAAUUACACUUUGUAACAGAUUUGAGCUUUGCUAUGCAGAAGCCAUCAACCUGAAUGGCGACCCUAGAUACAGACUAGGCUGCAUUCCUCAAGAUAAAUGCAGCCAAGAGACCAGCAACUCAUCCUCAUCCUCAAUUCCCGGGGUUACCUCUACUGUUGGUAAACGCCAGUUGCUGCAAUACUGUGCUAAAUGCUGCAACAACUCCGAGGGUGUUUGCAAUAGCCAUCUAUGUAGCUCAUCUCAGACGGUGCCUGCAGGAACAAUUAUUAGGGAGCUCGUUGACCCUCCACAAAGGACCGAUUACUGCAGGGAUUUACUGGAAAGUGCUUGCCCUCCUCUGAUCCUGAACGAUGGAAAAUUGUGCCUCGAGCCUAUGUACAAAAACUACGCCUGUCGGAAGACGUGUGGUAGCUGUCAAGCAAGAGACACGACGUCGCAGAAGCCGUCGACAGUAACAGUUUCGUCGGCGUCAUCUUUGCCAGCAUCAGAUUGUUAUUAUCGAAGUGAAGCGUACAUGGGUCGCUAUGACACCACAGUCACCCAGCAGCCCUGUGUGAGGUGGGACGAGGUUUCUGUAUUCAAGGGACAAAACCUUAGCUUUCCUGACGGUGGCAUUGAUAGUGCAGACAGCUUUUGCAGGGAUCCGAAUAAAAUGUUAGGACAUCCGUGGUGUUUCAUAUCAACGACGACGUUCGAAUGGCAGUACUGUCCAGUUCCCUUAUGCCAAGAAUGUUAUUACUCUAACAGAAGCUUUGCAUUUGACGGCUUCACCGAUACAACGUCCGACGGUAAACAAUGCAUGUUAUGGACCGAUGCGGUAAAAAUAGCUCCUCCAACAUUACCCGUCGCGCCAAACUUUUUCCCUUCCAAAAGUGUAACCGCGGCAGGCAAUAAAUGUCGGGAUCCCUACCGCAAUGGUCAACAGCAGUGCUAUGCCGACGAUGUGUUGAAAAAUUGCUCCGUACCCGCAUGUGUCGAUGGAUGUACAGACAAAGGAACGCUUAACUGUGCAGGUCUCAAGGCGUUUGCGUGCCAGUCAGAAUAUCUCAGCAUAACUCAGUGUGCCAAGACGUGCGGGAAAUGCAUUCGAUAUAUUCAGAUUGAAAUUGAAGAAUGA
Mya arenaria is the source of this 1667-nucleotide messenger RNA. Its product is annotated as plasminogen-like. NCBI's taxonomy places the organism in Eukaryota, Metazoa, Mollusca, Bivalvia, Myida, Myidae. The coding region runs from base 45 to 1667 and encodes 540 amino acids. The record is from RefSeq and is a predicted model, not a curated record. The transcript is spliced from 15 exons.